GAAGUGCGUAUUUCCUCUCCUCCCCUUUACCUCCGUUCAUCUUCUCUUUCCGAUGACAGGCUGAACUCAGUGGAAACAGCAGGAUGAGUGUGUACCUGUGUGUUUAUGCCGUACUCCAUCAGAGAGCCUCAUUCAACAUGCUAUAACAUCAGGCAAACUAGCUCUACAAGAGAGAAAGACACAGAAAGAGAGUUUGCAGAAUAAAAUGACCACCAGGCGGUGAGAAAUGAGUGUGUGUUGACAUUCUUCAUGAGGGCUGAGAGAUGACCAUGAACGGCCGCUGGUCCUUCAACACCCUGGCCGUCAUCUUUAUCCUGCUGUCCACUGCAGCUCUCUCUGCGCACUUCAGGGUGUGUGAGCCUUACUCCGACCACAAGGGGCGCUAUCACUUUGGUUUCCACUGCCCUCGACUCUCAGACAACAAGACCUACAUAUUCUGCUGUCACCAUAACAACACGGCCUUCAAGUACUGCUGCAACGAAACUGAAUUUCAGAGCGUGAUGCAGCUCAACAUCACCACCAACUCAGACGGCUUUGCCCACAAUAACUACACUGCUCUCAUCGGCGUGUGGAUUUACGGCUUUUUCGUCAUGGUCCUCCUGGCUUUGGACUUCCUGUACUAUUCGGCUAUGAACUACGAGUUGUGCCGGGUCUACCUGGAGAAAUGGGGGCUUGGAGGUCGGUGGCUCAAAAAGGCCAGGAUUCAAUGGCACAGCGCGGCUCAGGAGGGCGAACACAACAUGGGAUCAGGCCUGAGUCAGCAACAUGCACAGCACAGUUUGAGAGGAGAAGCACAGAGCCCUACGCUCUUGACCUUCCAGACCUCAACAGCCUGAUAUCCAAUCAAGGAUUUACUUAGUAUGACAAAGGAGGAACUGCCAGGAAAUGGAGAUUUAAAUUCAGAGACUCUUUUCCUGGUCACAUCUACAUUAAGGACAUGGACUGUGCUGGCUACCUCCUGCAGCUCUGCUGGAUGACAUUUUCUCCACAUGAGACUGACAGCUGCAAAUGAGUUUCUCUGCCCAAUCAGAGGAGGCUUGUUCAGCUGGAUCUACUAUUGGACAGCUGUUGAAGGACUUUAAUGAGACUGUUGUCUGGGAUGCCUAAUACCUUGCCUUGUCAUUUCAGAAGUUAGGACUUAGACACAGGGAAUAGGACUUUGAGGAAAAGACAGAGAAGAGGUCGUUGUGUCCAUAAAUCUUUACAGUAUACAGUUCUAUGAAUUUUUUUUUGCCCCCUUCCAGUUUUUUUUUAUUUUUUGCAUAUGUCACACUUGAAUGAUUCAGAUCAUCAAACUAAUUUAAAUAUUACACAAAGAUAACUUGAGUAAAUACAAAAUGCAGUUUUGAAAUAAUUAUUUAAUUAAGUCUGCACUCAUCUGUUCUUGAAUUCCUUUCGAUCGCUGCCUGAUGUGUUGCUAUUUAAGCAUGCUUCAAUUUGUCAGGUUCUGUUUAAGUGAUUUCUUGAUUAGGCAGGUUUGUCAGUAAUCAGGUCUGGGUGCUAAUGAAAUUUUACUUUUUAAAAUAAUGUGAUUAAAUGACAGUUCUUUCAUGAUUUAAAAAGGGGGCAAUUAAUUUUUCACGUAGUGCCAGGUAGGUUUAGACAGCUUUUUUCCCUUAAUAAAUGAAAUUAACAUUUAAAAACUGCAUUUUGUAUUAUCUUGCAUUAUCUUUGUGUAAUAUUAAAAUGUAUUUAAUGAUCUGAAUAUUUUAAGUGAGAGUGCCCUUUUCACGGCACUGUAUGUCAUGUUUACACUGCUCUGAAGCCAUUGGUUGGCUUUUCUCGAAGUAGCAAAAAAGACUAUUUUGAUUUCAGUUUGUCCCAAUAGAAUCAAACACAUCAGUUUAAACUGCAGUUAAUAUAAAAUGUCUUCUUUCAUACAGUAUUUCAAGGUGAGGUCACAGUUACUGUUGUUCUGCAAAUUUUGGCGGGUGAAAUCCAGACAUUUUAGGGUGAAAUAUCAUGAGGGAGAAAAGUUUUCCAAUGGAGAUUUGGUUUGGAUGCAUAUACUGUAAAUAUAAACUAUUAUAGACAAUGGACCUUUGUUGUCCACAAAAUUUUGCCGAAAAUUUGCUAAUAGAUCCAAACCUUCAGACUGCUUCGGAUUAAACGUGAUUUGGAAUUUUCUAAUUCUGUUUUCCAAGAAGUGACAUCACCAGUUUCAAAUAUUUUGUAAGAUUUCAGGUAUAAUAAAAAAGAAUGUUAUUUUAUUGACCGUAAGAACCUGAAACUUGACUUCAUGGAGUGUAAAGCUGGAUAGUCAGAUGCCUGUGGGUCACUUCAUUGUAGAAAUACAGCAGCAUCAUUUUUUAUCCCAAUUGAACUUGUGCACUGAGUCGAAACCAACUAGACAUAGGUAAAAGUAGCCACUGUUAGGCUGUGAGUAUUCACCUGCAAUAACACACAGCGUUGUGCUGAGUUGUGUUGUGUAUAGAUGAGAACUUGUUGUGAUCUUGUUUAUCUAUUUAAGGUGAAACUAAUAGUUUUCCCCUCGUGGAGGGAAGAGAGAUGUGUUAUGUUUUGGAUUAAUAAGUUAUAAUGUUUAUAAAUUGCCUUACGGUAAAUCUGUAGUACAUGCCUAGCACCUUGUUCUGUGAUAGUGGUUGGUACCUCAGUUGAAGUGUGAUAUGGCCAUCCACCUGUUAAAUUUCUCUGUUUUUAUUAUGGGGUUCGUGGGUGGGAUGGGGGGCAGCAGAGUUGUAAUUGCACUUGUUAACUUUUUACUGUUACAAUCUGGGAGAAAUAAAGAUUUAUCUUUUGCAGUG
Carassius auratus (goldfish) is the source of this 2765-nucleotide messenger RNA. RefSeq names its product protein shisa-like-1a. Lineage: Eukaryota; Metazoa; Chordata; Actinopteri; Cypriniformes; Cyprinidae. The transcript is spliced from 5 exons. The record is from RefSeq and is a predicted model, not a curated record. The coding region runs from base 264 to 836 and encodes 190 amino acids.